AAACGCAGAGGGGAUUUUUGUUGAGUCGGCAGUGCGGCAGAGAUGUGUGCUGCUCGUGCCCCCCUCCGGAGGAGAGCCAGUACACCCUUGCCCUGCGCCCAUCAGAUCCGCUUACAGAACGAAAACCCUAUAAUGGAGGUAUGCAUGCUGCCACCGCCUCAGCCCACACCUGACGCACGCGGCGGUGAAUCACCUGAAUCGGAAAUUACCAAUGGUGCGGGAGAUGGCAUCUUCAGGGUGGUUCUUCUAGGAGACCCCGGAGUUGGAAAAACCAGCUUGGUUGGAAUUUUCAGAAGAGAACAGGACAGAGAGACAUCAGAUCAGCAACAAGAGUUCUACAAGUGCACGAUGAGCGUGGAUGGCGAGGAUACCAGCCUUCUCCUGAUGGACAUCUGUGAAGUUCAGAAGCCAGAUGGCGUAAGCGACAGCGCCGCCAUGCGCGUGGGUCACGCUUACAUCCUCGUCUACUCGGUCACCGACCGCUGCAGCUUUGAAAGUGCCUCGGAGUUACGGAUCCAGCUCAGACGGACACGUCAGUACGAAAACAUUCCAAUAAUCCUAGUCGGGAAUAAGACAGACCUCGUCCGCAGCCGGGAAGUAUCUGUGGAAGAGGGUCGCGCCUGCGCCGUGGUGUUCGACUGCAAGUUCAUCGAGACCUCCGCCGUCCUGCAGCACAACGUCCGGGAGCUGUUCGAGGGCAUGGUCCGCCAAAUCCGCCUACGGAGAGAUGGACCGGAUGCAGCGGAGAUCUGCCGACUCCGGAGCCAACGCAAAGAGAGCCUCAGCAAGCGGGCACGAAGGUUCUUGGACCGGAUCGUCACGCGGAACAGCAAGACUGUCCUCAAAGUACAUUCGCGCUCGUGCCACGACCUGUCAGUGCUCUGAUUGGUUUUCCUGCAGA
Molecule: messenger RNA, 901 nt
Organism: Nanorana parkeri
Lineage: Eukaryota; Metazoa; Chordata; Amphibia; Anura; Dicroglossidae
Gene: REM1
Product: RRAD and GEM like GTPase 1
Exons: 5
Coding region: 43-885 (280 amino acids)
Biological process (GO): negative regulation of high voltage-gated calcium channel activity
Cellular component (GO): plasma membrane
Molecular function (GO): GTPase activity; GTP binding; calcium channel regulator activity
Source: RefSeq, a predicted model, not a curated record